GUCGUGAUGAUCGCGAAUACUCGCGUGCUGAGCGCAGACAUGUCGAUGUACUUCUUCCGGCUUCACAACCUACGCCGUCAGGCGGAGGAAGUACGCAAGAAGCGGCAGAAACAAGGCAGAGGCAGCCAGGGAGGUCAACUUGGGACCAAUCACACGGACCAGUCCCAACCGACAGCUGGAUCCAUGCAAUCCUGCAACCGGGUCCAUCGGGGCCCAAGCAGGCUUUUCGAACGAGCCCCCCUGCAACCUAGCGACUCGCUUGACGAAAUCGCCUUCCAGAUACCGAGAGUUCGUGUCGAGUAUUAUGUGAACGAAAAUACAUUCAAGGAACGGCUGCAGCUGUAUUUCAUCAAGAAUCAACGUUCGAGCUUGAGGAUACGACUUGCUAAUCUCUUCUUCAAAUUGCUAACAUGCUUCCUGUAUAUAUUCAGGGUUAUUACCGACAGCGACCCAACAUUCGCAGCAUGUUACGAUUGCAUACCAGGCAACAAGACCGAGUUUCUCGCGUCUCAAAACUUGACGGAGGAGGAGUUUCAGGACCACCCGACCAUCAAUUGGGACGCAAUUCUCUGGGUCAGAAGACCCCUAGAGCUGUGGGUAGUUCAAGUGAUUUUGGCGAUGGUGUCGUUAACUGAGGCCUUGCUACUCGCUUAUCUCGGUUACAAGGGAAAUGUCUGGCAGCAGCUUCUAUCCUUUCACUUCAUCCUGGAACUGGUCAACACAAUCCCAUUUACAAUAACGUUAUUAUACCCACCAAUGAGAAAUUUGUUUAUUCCGGUGUUCUUAAACUGCUGGUUGGCGAAACACUCCCUGGAGAAUAUGUUCAACGAUCUACACAGGGCGAUGCAGAAGUCCCAAUCGGCAUUGAGUCAGCAGCUGAUGAUCCUUAGUGCUACGUUACUGUGCCUUGUCUUUACUAGCGUAUGCGGGAUCCAGCACUUCCAAAGAGCGGGGCACAGACAUUUGAAUCUAUUUCAAAGCACGUACUACGUAGUAGUGACAUUUUCCACAGUAGGCUAUGGAGAUUUCGUGCCGGACAUUUGGCCUUCGCAACUUUACAUGGUCAUUAUGAUCUGCGUAGCACUCAUAGUGUUACCAACGCAGUUCGAACAGUUAGCUUUUACGUGGAUGGAACGUCAGAAGCUAGGCGGUUCGUAUUCGUCGCACAGAGCGCAGAGCGAGAAGCACGUAGUAGUUUGCAGUACGACGUUGCAAGCCGACACUAUCAUGGACUUUCUAAAUGAGUUUUACGCCCAUCCUCUGCUGCAGGAUUAUUACGUGGUGCUUCUGUCGCCGAUGGAACUUGAUACCACAAUGCGAAUGAUCCUGCAAGUGCCGAUCUGGGCACAGAGGGUGAUUUACAUACAGGGCUCGUGCUUAAAGGACGGCGAUCUCGCGAGAGCUAGAAUGAACGAGGCGGAAGCCUGCUUCGUGUUGGCAGCGAGAAAUUAUGCCGACAAGACCGCUGCUGACGAGCACACGAUACUGAGAUCGUGGGCGGUAAAAGAUUUUGCGCCUAGUGUUCCUCAGUACGUUCAAAUCUUCCGUCCGGAAAACAAGCUCCACGUGAAGUUUGCGGAGCACGUGGUAUGUGAGGAUGAAUUUAAAUACGCUCUAUUGGCAAACAAUUGCACAUGUCCCGGUGCAUCGACGUUAGUCACCCUGUUGCUGCACACGUCCAGAGGACAAGAAGGCCAACAGUCGCAAGAAGAGUGGCAUAGGCUGUACGGUAAAUGUUCCGGCAACGAGAUUUAUCACAUAAUUCUCGGUGACUCUCGCUUCUUCGGGGAAUACGAGGGAAAAUCCUUCACGUACGCGUCCUUUCACAGUCACCGGAAAUAUGGAGUUGCUCUAGUCGCAGUCAGACCGGCGGAACUUCCGGAAUUUUACGAAGAUACCAUUCUGCUGAAUCCUGGGCCACGGCAUAUAAUGAAAAAGACCGAUACUUGUUACUACAUGAGUAUCACGAAGGAAGAGAACUCCGCGUUCGUGGUCGCGAAUAACCAGAGCGGCAUCGCCGGCGAAGGGACGCAGAUAAUCGUCGAGACGAAGGCGGACACGUCCGCGAGCAACGGAUCGACGACGAACACCACGACGACCAACACUAUGACGGCGACCGUGAAUUCGGGGGCAACGUUGGCGACGACGACUACCACUACUACCACGACAAUAUCGACCAGCUGCACUGUCGGUGGUGGCGGCGACGGGAAUGGUACAGCAAUCAGCAACGGUGCCGAUGCGCACCAGCGAUUUUCCAACAGUUAUAACGUUGCGCUGAGCGAAACACUACGCAGGCAGGAGACCUGCACGGGGCCCCGUGCACAGGACUGGCCGAACGGUCCUCAAGGUCACAGGGCCCCGUUGCCACCGCAGGUUAUUUUGCAGGUCCUCCCUAGCACGCCCACACCAAUCCAACACCACAACUUACUCGCAUCCGAUGUCCAUCCGACUUAUCUCGAUCCUGGAGGAUUCGGGGACUCGAGGCAAUGUUUGAAAGAAGGAGGAUCAACACCACAAACACCAAUCACGGGCAAUCACCUUGAUGUGCCACGAUCUCUUGAUCCGAAUCCUAAUCUACUGAGUCCAGAAAUUCUAACUCAAAGGAGAGGAAGCAGAAGACCGAGUAUUCUGCCAGUACCAGAUAUGCUGACUAGCUCGACGCUGCAUUUGCCUGGUCAGGAAUCCUUAGACCACGACGGUGAUGAGUCGGAGGACGAAAUGGAUGACGAUGUUCCCUGGAGAUCGCCAAGCGAGAAAAUCGCUUACAAAGGGAUUGUCAAGGGAUUUCCGCCGGUUUCACCAUUCAUUGGAGUUUCGCCGACCUUGUGCUAUCUUCUCAAAGAGAAGAAGCCGCUCUGUUGCCUUCAACUGGCUCAGGUAUGCCAGCAUUGCAGCUAUAGGAACGCCAAAGAAUACAAUUGGCAAAAUAAGACCAUCAUAUUGGCGGCCGAUUACGCCAGCAAUGGGAUUUAUAACUUUAUAAUACCAUUAAGAGCACAUUUUAGUUUGCAAUCAGGAAGCAGAAGACCGAGUAUUCUGCCAGUACCAGAUAUGCUGACUAGCUCGACGCUGCAUUUGCCUGGUCAGGAAUCCUUAGACCACGACGGUGAUGAGUCGGAGGACGAAAUGGAUGACGAUGUUCCCUGGAGAUCGCCAAGCGAGAAAAUCGCUUACAAAGGGAUUGUCAAGGGAUUUCCGCCGGUUUCACCAUUCAUUGGAGUUUCGCCGACCUUGUGCUAUCUUCUCAAAGAGAAGAAGCCGCUCUGUUGCCUUCAACUGGCUCAGGUAUGCCAGCAUUGCAGCUAUAGGAACGCCAAAGAAUACAAUUGGCAAAAUAAGACCAUCAUAUUGGCGGCCGAUUACGCCAGCAAUGGGAUUUAUAACUUUAUAAUACCAUUAAGAGCACAUUUUAGGUCGAAAACGUCAUUGAAUCCGAUCAUCCUUUUGCUGGAGAGGAAACCGGAAAUCGCGUUUCUCGACGCGGUGUCCUACUUUCCGUUGGUCUAUUGGAUGCGCGGCUCCAUCGACUGCUUGGACGACCUUCUUCGGGCCGGUAUCACUUUGGCAGAGAACGUCGUGGUCGUAAACAAGGAGCUCAACAAUUCCGCCGAAGAGGAUACCCUAGCUGAUUGUAACACGAUAGUUGCGGUGCAAACUAUGUUCAAAUUCUUCCCGAGCAUAAAGAGCAUAACGGAACUGUCCCAGUCGAGUAAUAUGCGUUUCAUGCAAUUCCGGGCGCACGACAAGUACGCUUUGCAUCUCAGCAAAAUGGAAAAGAGAGAAAAAGAGAGAGGAUCUCACAUAUCGUACAUGUUUCGACUGCCGUUCGCCGCUGGCAGUGUCUUCAGCGCCUCGAUGUUAGACACUUUGCUUUAUCAAGCAUUCGUCAAGGAUUACGUGAUAACAUUCGUGAGAUUAUUAUUAGGAGUGGACCAAGCGCCAGGAUCUGGGUUUCUGACGUCGAUGCGUAUAACAAAGGAAGACAUGUGGAUAAGGACGUACGGCAGGUUGUAUCAGAAACUCUGCUCGACCACUUGCGAGAUACCAAUUGGAAUAUACAGGACGCAGGACACUACCGUAUCCGAUUCGUCUCACCAGGGCGAUUCAGACGCGGAAAGCGACGCCGGCGUCGGUGUGACGUACAAGAUGCGUCAUUCGGCGGCAGCAUCGUGCCUUGCGAAUUGCGCCACCCGCGACAAGGGUGCAUCUGCUACUCGUCUGCCGCAGCACAGCAGCGCAUGUAAAACGUCGUUGCAUCCCCGAUUGAUUAUACUCUAUUCGGUGAGCCUCGGCGACGAGGCGCGCGACAACCACGCGCAGCAGAUCGAACGGGCGGAGAUUGCAAACCUGGUGCGCUCGCGGAUGGAAUCGCUGAAUCUACCAGUCGCCGAUUACGACGAUGUAUCGGAGAAGCGCAGCAGCCUCUCCUACGUGAUCAUCAACCCGAGCUGCGACCUGAAACUUGAGGAGGGCGAUAUCGUCUACCUGGUGCGACCGAGCCCGUUCUCCGCACAGAAGACGUUCGAGCGACACAACUCUCGGCGCAAAAGCAACAUCAGCUUCUGCUCGGCGCAGCUAGUGUCACAGAUGAGCGCCGCGGUCGCGGCUGCGGGUCUGCAGACAGGUGGUCCGGGAAGCCGUCGUGGAUCCAGCAUAGGUCUGGCCAGGGCGCCACCCCUCAGCACGACAAAAUCAAACUCGUUGUCUCUACCCGAUAGUCCCACCGUGGCCGGAACUCUGCGCGGUCGCUCAAACUCGUUGAGAGUGGUCGACGAUAUUCUGUUGCGACGAAGUAAUUCUCUGAGACAGAGCCUGACGACGACGGCCAGGCGGAAGAGCAGUCUGGAGGAUAUCGGUCUGGGAGCGCUCUCGCAUCAUUCCAAUCAUAACCCGAUCAAGAUCGCCUUGAACGGCUCGAUCGGCCUGGAGGUGACACCGCCGGAAGAAGGCUCGCAGGGCGGCGGCGCCAGCAACACCGGCAUCCUCGACGUGGGCCUGCCCUCCAUGCCCGAGCUUAACGCGGCUUUGGGGCCCAGUCUCGGCGCGGGCCUUGGUGGCUCCCUGGGUGGCCUCUACGAUCCACCCUCGCUUCAAUGCCCGAUAGGUUCGCCCUGUCAAUCCCCCCAGAUGCAAGGUGCCACGCAGGAUCCGCAGCAUAUACAGGGAACAAUAAGAGAAAAAGAGAGAGGAUCUCACAUAUCGUACAUGUUUCGACUGCCGUUCGCCGCUGGCAGUGUCUUCAGCGCCUCGAUGUUAGACACUUUGCUUUAUCAAGCAUUCGUCAAGGAUUACGUGAUAACAUUCGUGAGAUUAUUAUUAGGAGUGGACCAAGCGCCAGGAUCUGGGUUUCUGACGUCGAUGCGUAUAACAAAGGAAGACAUGUGGAUAAGGACGUACGGCAGGUUGUAUCAGAAACUCUGCUCGACCACUUGCGAGAUACCAAUUGGAAUAUACAGGACGCAGGACACUACCGUAUCCGAUUCGUCUCACCAGGGCGAUUCAGACGCGGAAAGCGACGCCGGCGUCGGUGUGACGUACAAGAUGCGUCAUUCGGCGGCAGCAUCGUGCCUUGCGAAUUGCGCCACCCGCGACAAGGGUGCAUCUGCUACUCGUCUGCCGCAGCACAGCAGCGCAUGUAAAACGUCGUUGCAUCCCCGAUUGAUUAUACUCUAUUCGGUGAGCCUCGGCGACGAGGCGCGCGACAACCACGCGCAGCAGAUCGAACGGGCGGAGAUUGCAAACCUGGUGCGCUCGCGGAUGGAAUCGCUGAAUCUACCAGUCGCCGAUUACGACGAUGUAUCGGAGAAGCGCAGCAGCCUCUCCUACGUGAUCAUCAACCCGAGCUGCGACCUGAAACUUGAGGAGGGCGAUAUCGUCUACCUGGUGCGACCGAGCCCGUUCUCCGCACAGAAGACGUUCGAGCGACACAACUCUCGGCGCAAAAGCAACAUCAGCUUCUGCUCGGCGCAGCUAGUGUCACAGAUGAGCGCCGCGGUCGCGGCUGCGGGUCUGCAGACAGGUGGUCCGGGAAGCCGUCGUGGAUCCAGCAUAGGUCUGGCCAGGGCGCCACCCCUCAGCACGACAAAAUCAAACUCGUUGUCUCUACCCGAUAGUCCCACCGUGGCCGGAACUCUGCGCGGUCGCUCAAACUCGUUGAGAGUGGUCGACGAUAUUCUGUUGCGACGAAGUAAUUCUCUGAGACAGAGCCUGACGACGACGGCCAGGCGGAAGAGCAGUCUGGAGGAUAUCGGUCUGGGAGCGCUCUCGCAUCAUUCCAAUCAUAACCCGAUCAAGAUCGCCUUGAACGGCUCGAUCGGCCUGGAGGUGACACCGCCGGAAGAAGGCUCGCAGGGCGGCGGCGCCAGCAACACCGGCAUCCUCGACGUGGGCCUGCCCUCCAUGCCCGAGCUUAACGCGGCUUUGGGGCCCAGUCUCGGCGCGGGCCUUGGUGGCUCCCUGGGUGGCCUCUACGAUCCACCCUCGCUUCAAUGCCCGAUAGGUUCGCCCUGUCAAUCCCCCCAGAUGCAAGGUGCCACGCAGGAUCCGCAGCAUAUACAGGGAACAAUAGUAUGAUAUAACCUUAUGUGGGGACGCAGGCUCUCCGGCGUGACGCGAAACAAAUGGCUGUAGCGUUCCCACAUUCGGCGUUCAAAGCUGGACGUCGAGAACGGCGUCUCUACGGCAAUCGUAGCGAAUCGGUAAAGCAACAUUUUUCUGACUUGAUUAAGCCGGAUAAAUGAGACGGCCGGAGAGCAAGGUGUUUCGAUGAAACAAAUCACAUUGGGCUGGUGACAGUUCUAAAUGUCGAAGGAUGUUUCGCAACGUCGAGUAGAGUAAAUUGGGGUGAGAUUACAUCGGCAAGGAUUUGGUUUUAGUUUAGAACUGAUUUCGUCGACAAUAUUCCAACUUUGUUUAAUUUUCCAUAUCUUUCUACACAUUACAGUUCUUAUGUAGUGAAAUAUGUAAAAUACAAUAGAUAUAUAUAAAAAAAUUAUUGCUGGUAUUUACAAAAAUAAUCGAUAAAUCGAUAAAAAAAAUGCUGAUAGAAAUUUGGAUGCUUACUUUUUCUAUCUCGGUUUUUUGGCGACAAGUUAAUAAUUGCUGAAAUAUUCUCGCCUUAAUUUACAGUAGUAUUGUCUUUUUCGUUUUGAGGCGGCGCGAUUCAUUAUUAAUUCGUGGACCUAAGCGCUGGUAUAUCGAAUCGUAACUGUGAUAUGUCAGACUCUGAUUCCCCACGGAACUAUAGUCUUCUGCUUGAAAGGUCUUGAUGCUGUCGCAAUCGUGGAUGAAGAGUCGCGUCGAGUAUCAGACGGAAACUAACACGCGGUGAUUCGUUGUUAGUUAAAGAGCGAUGUAACGCUACAUUAUGAGAGCUUCAUUUCGGUGUACCUUACUUUUGUAACUUGUACCUGUAGCAGGCUGCGUUCUUAAAACGUUUUGCUCUCUAGGUCGCCUCUAGCGUCCUGACGUCCAUGUAUGCGACUUCAUUCAUCUGAAUGUAGAUCGCUCGAGUUAACGUUAUAGUGCGAAAGGCAUUAAAAAAAAGUGCAUUAUAUGAUAGCUGAACACAUAUUCCGAACCACUUGCGAUCAAUACAAAUUAUCAUAAAUUAAUAUUACUUUCUAUAUCUGGAAUCCGUUUUCAAAAUAUGCCAUAUUUUUGUUAAGUUUAUAUUUGGUUUAAUUUGACAGUAAUCGCUGUGAAUUUUGUACAUUUUUUUAUAAUCGAACAAUUAAAUUAUUAUAGAAUUACAAAUUUUAUUUAUACAUAAAAGUGUUUUGAUCAAUAUAUAAAAAGUAUAGUAUAUAUUUAAUAUACACAU
Messenger RNA from Formica exsecta, 7822 nucleotides. RefSeq lists its product as uncharacterized. Gene Ontology annotation, biological process: potassium ion transport. Lineage: Eukaryota; Metazoa; Arthropoda; Insecta; Hymenoptera; Formicidae. Gene Ontology annotation, molecular function: intracellular sodium-activated potassium channel activity. The record is from RefSeq and is a predicted model, not a curated record. The transcript has 34 exons. The coding region runs from base 7 to 6573 and encodes 2188 amino acids. Gene Ontology annotation, cellular component: membrane.